Molecule: messenger RNA, 4451 nt
Organism: Gasterosteus aculeatus aculeatus (three-spined stickleback)
Lineage: Eukaryota; Metazoa; Chordata; Actinopteri; Perciformes; Gasterosteidae
Source: RefSeq, a predicted model, not a curated record
UGGCUGCACAGGGAGGAGGGGAUCCAAUGGGUCAUAAAGGAGAGGCUGCCCUUUUUCCUCCAAAGUGAUGGCUACAAUGAAUACAGACUCCACACAGGACACAGACAAUGGAUUCGAGCGAUUUAAUGGGGAGGUGAAACCGAGGCUGAGCCUGGGGUCUCUGGGAAGGGGACACAGGUGGGGAUUUUGGCGCGACGUGAGGCAGGCAGGCGGUACGGCAGGUGAGGAACAGGUACAGAGGAAUCUGCGCAGAGGAACGGAGGUCAGACAAGACACAGAAACAACCAGUUUGCUAGACCACGCGGCCGGGAUACCACGUGGAAGUACGUAACGGUGUGGCGCUGUGAAAAGCCCGGGUCUAAAUACUGCAGGGGUGAAUCGUGGAAUGUGGAUCACCUGUGUGGGAACGGAGCAGGAUGGAUGGCCACGCCUCUCGCAGGUGGGAACAAACAGCACAGGCAGACACACAGGGGAAAAGCAUGGUACAAACACACAGGAUGGGGAGAAACGGCAGCUGACCCACAACACAAACAUCAUUUCACAAAUAAGUAACAGAACAUGGAUUCAUAUUUGGUUAAUUGCCUAUAUAUUUGAUUUCACAUGAUAAACAGCUGCGUUACAGACUUCUUUUCUGCGGACCUAUUGCUCAAAUACCUUGAUGUGUUCAGCAUUUUAAAUCAUGUUUGAGAUUAAGAAAAUGUGUGAGGACAAAACUUUCUCUGAAAUAUACGUUGUCUUUUCUAUCUUUGUUUCAACAGCUUGCUUACUUGUGAUUAUUUUCUAGAAAAGUGAAUGGUUGGACUUGUAAUGAUAACGUUUUAUUAAUACUGCUUACUUAAUAUAACUCAACUCUAAGUUGUCUGAACUGACUAUUGUCAAUACAAUUAAUCAUUUUAAGUUAACUAUACCAAUAUUUACUGCAGUUACAUGAGUUGACUAAACUCAGUUAUUUUCAGCAUUAACUCAAAAUGAAUGAGCUACUUUUCUUUAAAAUGUUGACGGAAUUGGUUUCCGUCAACAUUAGUAAGUAAAGUCAACUUAUUACAUUUUAGUGUAUGCAUAUCAUUUCACUGACCAACAUACAAAAUGGUUUUACCGCCUAUAUUCUGCAUUUCAUUUAAUUUAAUUUAUUUUGUGUACAUUAUGUUAUAUAAUUAUUAAAGGUAUUGCUCAGUUUUAGUCAUUCAGCUGUGAAAUUACGAUGCUGUUUGUCUCAUGCAGUCUCUUGCUUGCUUUGUUAUUAUAAUAAUCUGAAAAAUAGUUGUUUACUAGGAAAUAUAUUUCUAUUCAGAUUGUGAAGAAAGUAUUCAUUCUUAUGUGUUUUCUAUUAUGGUGGUGUAUAAUUCUUUUGUCUUUCUCAGAUUAUCCAAGAUGUUGCUCCAGAAGAACACAACCUUCCGUAUCCAGAGGAGGAAAGACAGUCCAACCCCGUCCCACUUUGACAUGGACAAUAGCAAAGCCCCAAAUAGCCCACCAUGCUUGCAUUCUCAGGAGACCAGAUUUGCAAAACAAGGCUCUCUGGGGACGCACAACGUUAAAUGUCUACCCUCUGACCAGAAGGAACACGUUGUGACCAGUACACCAGGCUUGGAUGAGUUUAAGGACUUUUUGCGAGGAAGGCAAGGAGAGAAACUGCUCAAUCUCUGGAUGGAUAUAACACGGCUAAAAGCUACACGGACCCAAGAGCGUAAGAGCAGGUAUUUGGUCGUGAUGAGGAACCGGUACCUGCUGAGCUGCAGCCGUAUCAGUCUCAAUGUGGAGCUGCUCUGCAGGCUGGGGCUGACUACCUCCCUCUGCUGGACAGAGGAGAAACUUCACUCAGUUCAGCCCUUACUCAUUGAGUCUCUACUCUCCUACUGGGUUCCUCGGUUCUGGACGUCCCGGAGGAUUCACGGAGGCCGCGAUGACUCCCCUUAUCCCGAGCUGAGGGCAGAGUGGUGUGUUAGGCCUGAGUCAGACACACAGCCCCACCGUGGAUCUAACACUCUCUGCUCUGAAACCCGUUUGCCCCUGUGCCACCAUGCUGUACACACACAGUUAUAUUCUAGCAGAAGUCAGUUCCCGGGCAGCAGAAGAAUGGAGAAGGCCCUUUCUGUUGAAUUCUAUGCCGGCUUAUACUUUUCAAACUUCUGUGAGCAAUCUGGAAACCAGCUGUGGGAGAAUGCACUUUACUUUUGGACUGACCUGCAGCACUACCAUGAGCUGUUCCAUCAGGACGGACUGGACACCUACCGGGUCCAGAGAGAGGCACAGCUACUUCACUCCAGCUACCUCCUCAGCUUUGCCAGGAGGAGCAUUGGUGUCGGCGAGGAGAUCAGAAGGGAGGUGUACGACCAACUCGUGCCCGCUUUUAAGGAGCUGUUUGACAAGGUUGAGGAGCACGCACUGCACAUCCUUCUGGAGCCUUGGACCCUGCUGGUCAGCAGGGACGAACAGUCCUUCCAGACAGUGUGUGUGCAAGAGGAGGUGCGUUGCAUUGACAGCCAGGAGCCCGGGGAACAUCUGUACAAGGAAUCAGUGGGCCAACUGAAACAGGUGGAGCAGUUCAGGUCAGAGUUAUUUCCUUCUCCGGUUACACCCUCGUCUCCCUUCUCAAAGGGCCCCCGGGCGCCUGACUCUCGGUCCAGAGUGUCUCCAAAUUACAAAGGCUACCGUCUAGGCUCCUUACUUUGCCACCCGCGCAAGAUCGGGCACUUAAUGUCCUUCCUACAGAAUCAGGAUGCCAGUAUCCAUCUGACAUGCUGGCUGGAUCUGGAGCAGUACAUGAGGACUCCUCAAAAAGACAAGGCUGUCAGACAGCGGAGAGCCACGAAUAUUGCCACCAAAUAUCUCAACAGGAAGUACUUCUUUGGCUCAGCCAGCCCCGCCACCACAGAGCAACAGAAUGCUAUAUUGCGUCUCGCAGGUGGACUGGAGCGUCUGGGUACUGGGUAUCUCUUCAACUCAGUUGUUCGGGAGAUCCAGGACAUCGUCAGUAGUUACAUUGAGAAAAAAUGGCUUCCGCUCUACAUGUCCUCAGCUGAGUUCACACAACAACAGGAACACAAACCAAAGGCCGACAGCUUGUGGAUGACGGCCGCCAAAGAGAUCCUGCUUUUUCGACGGACUCUACUUGACCCCGUCACCUGCACACGGUUCCAGCACUUCGUCUCCCUGAAAGGAGACUUCCCAGAAAACAAUGUCCGCUUCUGGCUGGAAGCGCAGAGAUACAAGGACCUCUGUCACUCCCACAGCGAUGAGGCCACGAUCCAGCAGAAGAGUUCCACCAUCAUUAAUGGUUUCAUCGACGCCUCCACCCCCCCGGCUCUGCAGAUAGACAUCCCUCCUCAACAGGCCCAGCGUGUUCUGGAGAAUCGCAACAGACUGGGUCCUUGCCUCUUCAGAGAAGCUCAGACAUCAGUGUUCAGUGCAUUGCUGAAGUUUUGGCCCCAGUUCCAAGAGCUGAGCAGCACUGUGCAAGUGGAGCAACCUUUUCCUUAGUUUUUCAAAUACAACCCGCCAAAGGUAAAACAAAAAACAUUGUGUUUUUUCAUAAUUUGGAUGACUGAUCCAAAUUGAUAUUUUGACACGUUGUAGCACGAGGUUUAUAUUUAUAUAUACUAUCACAUUUGUUAGUGUAAUAUGAAGUUUUGUCAUUGCUGUACUAUGACACAGUUACUUAUGUCUUACUGCAGCCUGUCAUUGUGAUUGUGAAAACGAAGUGCACGAUGAGGUAGAAGUUUGAGACUUGAUUUACACACAAUGUAAGAACAGUUGCUUGAGUGUUGUGGAUCAAUUUCUCCCAGUUGAGUGUGUGAACAAAUGUGUUUCAUCAACAAAAUGGGACCAGCCACGUCUCAGGGCUUGCGUACAAAAGAAAAGUGUAAAUCUCUCCUGGCUGUAAGUUCAGUGGGUUACUUGUUUCAUUCACAACAAGCAGAUUCACACUUCCAAUAAUAGCAAAACACUUUAUUUUGUAUCAAUAUAUUAUCCAUGUACAUACAUUAAAGGCAUAAGACCCAGUGGUGCAACAAUAACAUGUUGGGAUCCACGUACGGUGACGUUUAUAAAAACAAACAAACAUUUUGGUUGACAGCUGGUUUCUCUAGCGUCCAGCAACAUUAUAUAAUAUUGCACUUAACGUUGGCAUGAGACAUAUGAAGAAUGUAAACAUAGAGCUUUUUCUGCAGAAUGAACCAUGGGGCCGUUUUGAUGUCAAUGUAACAGAUUAGUUGUGUACUGCACAUUUCUAUCUGCAACACCGAGGAGGUUUCACACUGACUGAGAGCGCCCAUUUAAUGUUGGAAGAGAAGACAGCGUUGAUCCAAAAAGGUUUAAGUUGACAGCUGUUUUAGUGUUUAUUGUUCAAACAUCAAUUAGAUGUGAUGAGCUCUUCUAUAAUAUAUAUUUCAAAUGCAACAAAUAUCUUUUGCAUAAAUGUGUUAUGUUUUUGAUUAAAGGCUUAAUUGGAA